AUGGAUAGUUCAACUCGGAAUUGUUGCAUUGAGUGCUUAUGGGUCAAAGUUGGAUCCCAAUUUGCCAGAUGCUGGCAUGCUUUUUUUGCACAGCUUGAACAUGUUCAUAUGCUCAAUAUUGAAAACCCAUCACAUAUCUGGUUACUCCACACACUGUUCCUUGAAGAUAUCAAUCAUGACUGCCAGGUGUUUCAGGAGGAGUGGAACUGCCACCCAAUGGGUGGUGCAGGUACUAACAACAAGAGUCCAUUGGAUAUGCAUCUGCUUGGUCAGAUUCAAUUUGGAAUCUACCAAGAGCAUGAAGAUUGUGAAGGAUGUAACCUUGCCAAUGAUGAAGUAAUGGAGACAGCUGAUGCGAUUGCACACCAACAGCAAGUUCACAUUAAACAUGAGGCUGUGCAUAUACUGUCUCUUUGGCACCCUUUUCAGAAUGAUGAAGAAGAACUAACCUUCUUCAGGGGUCUUCAACAGGUAGUCAUGCAGGACAUCAUGCUGGAAAAUUUCGGGUUGACAGCAACAGAGUGGGACUCUGACACAUACCCAUUGAUUGAGACUAUACACAUUGGGCACCACACACAAAAAGAGGUAGAUAUUUCAUUGGCUGAUGCGAUUUGGUAUUCCCGGGCAUGCCUAUGGUGCCAGGUGUUGUCUACAUUAUCAUUCUACUUAAUGAGCCAUGGCUCAUGA
Molecule: messenger RNA, 687 nt
Organism: Pisolithus orientalis
Lineage: Eukaryota; Fungi; Basidiomycota; Agaricomycetes; Boletales; Pisolithaceae
Exons: 2
Coding region: 1-687 (228 amino acids)
Source: RefSeq, a predicted model, not a curated record